Messenger RNA from Drosophila guanche, 1544 nucleotides. It is a transcript of the gene Mfap1, whose product is annotated as microfibrillar-associated protein 1. The record is from RefSeq and is a predicted model, not a curated record. Bases 69 to 1478 code for a protein of 469 amino acids. Gene Ontology annotation, molecular function: RNA binding. Gene Ontology annotation, biological process: mRNA splicing, via spliceosome. The transcript is spliced from 3 exons. NCBI's taxonomy places the organism in Eukaryota, Metazoa, Arthropoda, Insecta, Diptera, Drosophilidae. Gene Ontology annotation, cellular component: U2-type spliceosomal complex.
GGUCACACUGGUCGACUAUUUCUCGUAAAAAUAAAUAAAAAUUAUAUUUUAAUUAAAUUUCACACAAAAUGAGUGCUCCCGUGGCCCCUUCGGGCAUUCAGAGCACUGCGGGUGCGGUGCCCGUACGCAAUGAGAAAGGCGAGAUUUCCAUGCAGAAAGUUAAAGUCCAGAGAUAUAUAUCUGGCAAGCGUCCCGACUAUGCCCGCGUUGACUCCAGCUCGGACGAGAGCGACGAGGAUGAUUUCAUUGACACCCGGAAGCGCUUGGAGCGACACAAAGCGGAACGCCACAAGAUGGAACUGGCCCGUCGGGACAGUGCUGAUGGGAAGGCUGCCGCGGAUGGGGAUGAGGCUGAGGUGGAUGACCCACGUUUGCGACGCCUGCGUGCACGCCCCGUGGAUAUGGAAGACAUGGAACGAGAGCGAAGGGAGCGCCACAGACACAUCCACGAGCCCGAGAUGGUGGAGAGUGACAGCGAGGAGGAGGAAGAGGACGCAGAGCAGCAGAAGAACCUCGAGCGGGGCACCAACAAGAUCACACUUGCCUCCGAGUCCGACACAGAUGCAGAGCUGAGUGACGCCGAAAUGGAGAAUCGGCGCACAAAGCUGAGGGCGAGAAUGCUGCAGCAGCAGCGCGAGGAGGAGGUGCUCCAAAAAGAGGAUGAAAAACAGUCGGAGUCCUCGGAAACAGAGAGCUCCGAAUACGAAGAGGAGAGCGAAAGCGAGGAGGAAAACGAGCCGCGUCUCAAGCCGCUGUUUGUCAGGAAAAGAGAUCGUGCGACCAUCCAGGAAAAGGAACGGGAAGCCCAGAAACAGAAACAAAUGGAGGCAGAGGCCAAGAGAGCUGCUAAGGAAAGGAGGCGAGCCACACUGCGCAUGGUGGAGGACAGCGUCAAAAAAGACCUGGAGAAGACCAAGCCAGAGUCGAAUGAAGCCUGCCUGGAGGAUGUGUGCACUGACGACGACAACGAUGAGGUGGAGUACGAGGCCUGGAAGUUACGCGAGCUCAAGCGUAUGAAGAGGGACCGCGAAGAGCGCGACAACACUGAACGGGAGAAACUGGAAAUCGAUCGGGUGCGUGGCCUCAAUGAGGAAGAGCGACGCCAGGAGCUGCGACAGAAUCCCAAAAUGGUCACCAACAAGGCCACCAAAGGCAAAUACAAAUUCCUGCAGAAAUACUAUCAUCGUGGUGCCUUCUAUCUGGACGAGGAGAACGAUGUGCUGAAGCGCGACUUUGCCCAGGCCACGCUGGAGGAUCACUUCGAUAAGACCAUCCUGCCCAAGGUGAUGCAGGUGAAGAAUUUCGGUCGCUGUGGCCGCACCAAGUACACGCAUUUAGUGGAUCAGGAUACCACGAAGUUCGACUGUCCCUGGUAUGCGGAGACCUCGAACAACAUCAAGUUCCACAACGAGCACGCGGGCGGCAUGCGGCAGCAGUUUGACAAGCCCACGGGGUCCAAGCGAAAGAAGUUGGAGUAGACGACAGUAGGCACACAAUCGUAUGAUGUAUUUAAUAAUUGAAAAUAAAUUAACAUGGAAUAUAGA